ACAAAUAUCAUUGCCACCAGAUAAUUUUCUAUUAGGCCAAAUAAAUGUAGUCACAAUUUCAACGUGAAAUCCAAAUACGUAACUACGUCAUUUACGCAAGUCAGCGACGGUGGUGUUUUCCCGGGAAAUGCAGACACGUGACGAUGGAACGCGCGAAACAGACGACAAACAACCCACCAGGAGGAAAGUCAUUUCAAGAAAGAAAGUCGCCAUGCUGGGAAAUAAAAGACGUAGGAAACCUCUGCAGGACGCUGAGCAUCAUCACAUUACCUGUAAAACUGACAAGCCUGGGCUUCGAGAGCAGUUCAUCAGCAAAUAUAAAGGGCGUGGAGUUUUCACCACUGGAGCUUUUUUCAGAGGUGAUUUUGUUCUUGAAUACAGAGGUGAACUUCUGAGUUCACAGGAGAGUCUGGACCGAACUGAACACUACACUGAAGCUGAGAACACGUUCCUGUUUGAUUUUCAGUGGCAUGGAAAGAAUUGGUGCAUGGAUGCAUCUAAAGAAGACUCGUCUUUGGGAAGACUUGCAAACGAUGAGACCAGAAAUCCUACUUGCAAAAUGAGAACCGUUGAAGUGAGCAGAAAACCUCACCUGUGUCUGUUUGCUGUACGAGACAUUCUACCAGGAGAGGAAAUCACUUACAAUUAUGGAGACUCAGAUUGGCCAUGGCGAGUCAAGCCUUUGAAUAAAGCAUCAGCAGAAUCCACUGAUAAAACGAGAGCCAGCAGUUUGCGCCUGCAUAAAUCCCCCCAUUGUGCAGCUUCUGUUUCCUCUCCUGAACUGGACAAGGUAAACAGCAAUGGUCCUCAUAAGCAGUCAGGCAAAUCAAGAACAUCAAGGAAUAAAACGGCGGCCAGUCUCUUUUUUUCUGUAGCCACUCCAAAGUCCAAGUCACCCACGUCACCUUCAACCUCGCCUGUGCAGCCCUCAUCAUCCUCGCCUGCCUACAGAGGAGGAGAGUGCAUCAACAAAGCUGCUUGCGAAUGUGGCAUAAAGAACCCUGAAGCACUGUCAUCAACUAGGCUCAGGAAACACAUAGCAACCAUGUCUAAAAUUCUUAACCUUAAUGAGAAUGAAGCAGACCAACUGGCUGAUUUCCUUGGUCACGAUAUCCGAAUCCACAGACAGUAUUAUCGGUUACCAAAGGGAACACUGCAGCUGGCAAAAAUGAGUAAAGUCCUAAUGGCCAUGGAGAAAGGAACACUGUCUGACUACAAAGGAAAGAAACUUGAUGACAUUGAAAUCGACCCAAAUGAGCAACUUGAGGCCCAAGGUGAUUCCAUGUCAAGUGAUGAGGAGGAUUCCAGUGACCUAUCUCAGACAUCAGCACCAGCACCAGUACAGACUGAUCAACCUGUUCAAUCUGAUCAAGCUGUUUCACAGGAGGAUCAAGGUUCUUCAAAUGCUCCAAAAAAGAAAUGGGAGGACAGUGAGGUAAAAGCAGUAGAGAGACACAUGAUGAGUUUCAUCAAGACAUGCAAAGUUCCUGGUAAGCAAGACUGUGAAAGAUGCAUUCACGCAGAGCCAGAAGCUUUACGCAGCGAACAUGGACUGGUGUGAAAAAUUAUGUGCGGAACAGGAUCACGACUCUUAAAAGAAAGGGUGGUUUGUAGGGAGGGACAAACACUUCAACACUUUGCACAUUAUGCUCUUUUUGUAGGAAAUGGAGCUAAAUUAAAAGAAAUGAGGAUAAAGGUGUAGAAAUAUUUUGUGGAUGGAAUGAAACAGAAUAUAAAGUGAAAAGUUAGAGUAUAAGAAGGCUAAUGAAGAAGUAGAGGAUAGUAAGAGUCAAUUUUCUUUGUUCAGUUACAAUAUAGUUGGAUGAAAUGUCAUGUUAAACUUUUUGAUAUUUCUGUCAUAGAGGGAGGGGAGAAUGUAAAGAUGAUAAAAAAGGGAAGAGUGAAUAGCUGUGCUGGACAUGGGCUGUGGCUGGAUGUAACCGAUUGGUGAGAGUUGCCGUGUGCAGACGAGAGAAGCUGAAAACUGAGAUGUGAUGUCAGACACUUUCUGCUUCCCGUAGUGAUGCAGAGCCAGAAGCUUUGAAGCAGCGAACAUGGACUGGUGUGAAAAAUUAUGUGCGGAACAGGAUCACGACUCCUAAAAGAAAGGGUGGUUUGUAGGGAGGCACAAACACUUCAACACUUUGCACAUUAUGCUCUUUUCGUAAGAAAUGGAGCUAAAUUAAAAGAAAUUAAGAUAAAGGUGUAGACAUUAAAAUUAAGAGACGCUCGUGCUGUUUGCAUACUUUACCACAGCUGAAGUAGAAAAAAUGCAUUAUUUUCCAAAUACACAGAUAUUUCGGAGACAUUUUCAUUCAAUACAUGCACUGCUUGAUACAGUGUCUGUUUGUACAAGAAUAAAGUUCAACAUAAGCCUAAAUAAAAACGUAAAGCGGGAAGAGAGAAUGUAAAGGGGGACGUUAUAGGACGUAAAGUAGAAGAGCAUGUAAAGGGGAUGUAAAGAGGGAGGAGAGAAUGUAACUGGGACGUAAAGAGGGAGGAGAGAAUGUAAAGGGGACGUAAAGAGGGAGGAGAGAAUGUAAAGGGGACGUAAAGAGGGAGGAGAGAAUGUAACUGGGACGUAAAGAGGGAGGAGAGAAUGUAACUGGGACGUAAAGAGGGAGGAGAGAAUGUAAAGGGGACGUAAAGAGGGAGGAGAGAAUGUAACUGGGACGUAAAGAGGGAGGAGAGAAUGUAACUGGGACGUAAAGAGGGAGGAGAGAAUGUAAAGGGGACGUAAAGAGGGAGGAGAGAAUGUAACUGGGACGUAAAGAGGGAGGAGAGAAUGUAAAGGGGACGUAAAGAGGGAGGAGAGAAUGUAAAGGGGACGUAAAGAGGGAGGAGAGAAUGUAACUGGGACGUAAAGAGGGAGGAGAGAAUGUAACUGGGACGUAAAGAGGGAGGAGAGAAUGUAAAGGGGACGUAAAGAGGGAGGAGAGAAUGUAACUGGGACGUAAAGAGGGAGGAGAGAAUGUAAAGGGGACGUAAAGAGGGAGGAGAGAAUGUAAAGGGGACGUAAAGAGGGAGGAGAGAAUGUAAAGGGGACGUAAAGAGGGAGGAGAGAAUGUAAAGGGGACGUAAAGAGGGAGGAGAGAAUGUAACUGGGACGUAAAGAGGGAGGAGAGAAUGUAAAGGGGACGUAAAGAGGGAGGAGAGAAUGUAAAGAGGAAGGAGAGAAUGUAAAGGGGACGUAAAGAGGGAAGAGAGAAUGUAAAGAGGGAGGAGAGAUUGUAAAGGGGACGUAAAGAGGGAGGAGAGAAUGUAAAGGGGACAUAAAGAGGGAGGAGAGAAUGUAAAGGGGACGUAAAGAGGGAGGAGAGAAUGUAAAGGGGACAUAAAGAGGGAGGAGAGAAUGUAAAGGGGACGUAAAGAGGGAGGGGAGAAUGUAACGGGGACGUAAAGAGGGAGGAGAUAAUGUAAAGAGGGAGGAGAGAAUGUAAAGGGGACGUAAAGAGGGAGGAGAGAAUGUAAAGGGGACAUAAAGAGGGAGGAGAGAAUGUAAAGGGGACGUAAAGAGGGAGGAGAGAAUGUAAAGGGGACGUAAAGAGGGAGGAGAUAAUGUAAAGAGGGAGGAGAGAAUGUAAAGGGGACGUAAAGAGGGAGGAGAGAAUGUAAAGGGGACGUAAAGAGGGAGGAGAGAAUGUAAAGAGGGAGGAGAGAAUGUAAAGGGGACGCAAAGAGGGAGGAGAGAAUGUAAAGAGGGAGGAGAGAAUGUAACAGUGACGUAAAGAGGGAGGAGAGAAUGUAAAGGGGACGUAAAGAGGGAGGAGAGAAUGUAAAGAGGGAGGAGAGAAUGUAAAGAGGGAGGAGAGAAUGUAAAAAGGGAGGAGAGAAUGUAAAAAGGGAGGAGAGAAUGUAAAGAGGGAGGAGAGAAUGUAAAGGGGACGUAAAGAGGGAGGAGAGAAUGUAAAGAGGGAGGAGAGAAUGUAAAGGGGACGUAAAGAGGGAGGAGAGAAUGUAAAGGGGACGUAAAGAGGGAGGAGAGAAUGUAAAGAGGGAGGAGAGAAUGUAAAGAGGGAGGAGAGAAUGUAAGGGGGACGUAAAGAGGGAGGAGAGAAUGUAAAGGGGACGUAAAGAGGGAGGGGAGGAGAGCAUUAGGCUUGUUGGACUUCAUGCAGUGCUGCACAGAACGAUCAGCGGCUAACUUGAGCAGUUCUUGACGGUUAGAACUUGUGUCUGACUUCAGACAGCGACGCCCGUGACUGUGCCAUAAGGCAACAGAGUACAACUAGAGUGAUUGGAGAGCAGGAGGACUCAGCCAGAGCAGAUUCUCUAGAGCGACUCACGAGCUCUGAUGAUGACACAGCUAAUCCACGAUUGGCAGAGUACACUGCUUGACAAUGAUCACGUGUGUUUCAUUUUUCUUCUCACACCUUCAGUUCCACUAAGGAUCACAUCUGUUCUUUAUAACAGUAAAAGCUCUUUUCAUGUAGUUGCGAUAGACCCCACUUCACUGGUAUUUAGGCUUAUUUUGAACUUUAUUCUUGUACAAACAUUAGUGCAUGUAUUGAAUGAAAAUGUCUCUGAAUUAUCUGUAUUUGGAAAAUAAUGCGUUUAUUCCACUUCAGCUGUAGUAAAGUAUGCAAACUUAGCCUGAGCAUCACUACAGGAAGCAGAAAGUGUCUGACAUCACAUCUCAGUUUUCAGCUUCUCUCAUCUGCACACGGCAACUCUCACCAAUCGGUUACAUCCAGCCACAGCCCAUGUCCAGCACAGCUAAUAUAAGGGAGGAAUAGAGGGAGUAAAUGUAAAGAGGAUAAAGAGAGGGAGGAGUAAAGCGGGUAAAAAGAGUGAGGAGUAGAGUUAAAGAGGAUAAAGAGAGGGAGGAGUGAAGAGGGAGGAGUAGAGUUAAAGAGGGAGGAGAGAAUGUAAACGAGGAAGUAGAGAGAUUUUGAAGAAGGGUGGAUGGAGGAAGUACAGAGGAUAGUUGUGCAGUGAGAA
Carassius gibelio (silver crucian carp) is the source of this 4941-nucleotide messenger RNA. RefSeq lists its product as uncharacterized. The transcript is spliced from 9 exons. The record is from RefSeq and is a predicted model, not a curated record. Lineage: Eukaryota; Metazoa; Chordata; Actinopteri; Cypriniformes; Cyprinidae. Gene Ontology annotation, molecular function: protein binding. The coding region runs from base 128 to 1561 and encodes 477 amino acids.